AAAAAAAAUUUGCAUUUAUUUUUUGUUCCUUUCUCUCGUUUUUCUGCCCUUUUCUCUUUUUCUUGUCAAUUAAACGUUAUUUCUUCUUUGGUAAUCGAAGGAAAGCUAAUAAAAUGGAGAGAAAGCAAAGCUCCAAAUCUAAGUUGAACAUAGCCAUCAUUCACCCAGAUCUUGGCAUUGGUAUUUUUCCAGUUACAGUAUAUGGUGACUUCCUUCCACGAAAUAUUUUCUAUCGUCUUCAUGCUGUUUGUGCAUAUCUGCGCUGCGUCUUUGUUGCACUUUGUAUGCUGUUCAUGUGGCCAUCAUUUGAUGUUAUACUAGCAGACCAGGUCUCUGUAGUCAUCCCAUUGUUGAAACUUAAAAAGUCCAUAAAGGUUGUAUUCUAUUGUCAUUUUCCAGAUUUGUUACUAGCUCAACAUACAACUUUUCUGAGGAGGAUAUACUGGAAACCUAUUGAUUUUAUAGAAGAACUGACAACAGGAAUGGCAGAUAUGAUACUGGUCAAUAGCAGAUUUACUGCUUCUACCUUUGCUAAAACAUUCAAGCAUCUGCAUGCUCGAGGAAUUAGAGCAGCCGUUCUUCACCCUGCAGUUAAUGUGCAUCAGUUUAACGAGCCCCAUUCUUAUAAGUUGAAUUUUCUUUCUAUCAAUCGCUUUGAAAGGAAAAAGAACAUAGAUUUAGCAGUUUCUGCUUUUGCGAUGCUUCAGACCCUUGAAGGAAAUGUCCAUCAAACUUCUAACUUGGCUGAUGCUAAGUUGACAAUUGCUGGUGGAUAUGAUAGACGCCUAAGGGAAAAUGUUGAGUACUUGGAGGAGCUCAAAAGCUUAGCUGAGAGGGAAGGAGUCGCUGAUUGGGUUAAUUUUGUUACGUCUUGCUCAACAGAAGAAAGGAAUUCUCUGCUCUCUCAAUGCCUAUGUGUCCUUUAUACACCAACAGAUGAACACUUUGGCAUUGUUCCAUUAGAGGCAAUGGCAGCGUACAAACCUGUUAUAGCAUGCAACAGUGGUGGUCCAUUGGAAACAAUCAAGAAUGGGGAAACAGGAUUUCUUUGUGAUCCAACUGCAAAGGACUUUGCUUUGGCCAUGGAUAAACUCGUUCAAGACCCAGAGGUGGCAAAGAGAAUGGGGGCACAGGCUAGGCAGCAUGUCAAUGAAUCAUUUUCUACGAAGAUGUUUGGCCAGCAUUUGAAUCAGUUUCUUCUGGAUGUUGUUAGAAGCAAACAGGACUGAAAAUGGGGAAUAGGCAAUGAUGAUGACCUUUCCUCUACAUAAUUUUGCAGAAAAUGUAAACAUUAUACUUAAGAUGUUAGAAAUGUUUAGUUUUUGCAACUGAGAUUAAAAAAAAAAAAAAAACCACUUUCUGCAAUGAGAUUUCAUCAGUUGAUGACUGCUCAUAAUUUUUUGACCAUAUGCGACAAACCCAGAGUAAAAAAAUUGAGCUAACAAAUCUGGUAGAUCUCUAAAUGCAGA
This is a messenger RNA of Durio zibethinus, 1469 nucleotides long. The record is from RefSeq and is a predicted model, not a curated record. NCBI's taxonomy places the organism in Eukaryota, Viridiplantae, Streptophyta, Magnoliopsida, Malvales, Malvaceae.